This is a messenger RNA of Diversispora eburnea, 948 nucleotides long. The record is from the annotation of a GenBank genome assembly. NCBI's taxonomy places the organism in Eukaryota, Fungi, Glomeromycota, Glomeromycetes, Diversisporales, Diversisporaceae.
AUGAUCAAAAAAACUUAUGGCAAACAAAGAAUUUCAUUUUCAGAUACUGCAUUAAAACUGCAAGACCAAAAUGAAUAUAUUCUUAAUGAUUUAACUAACCUCCAGGAAGAUAAAUGUUUUAAAGAAAGUGAACCAAAAGAACGCGUCUUUAUAACUGCAACUGAUGAUUCAACAGCAACCAAGUUAAAGAUUCAAAAACAAAAAUUCAUCGCUGAUUUUUUUAAAAACAUUGAAUCUUUAUCAAAUACCGAUAAGAAAAGACGAGUUAAAGAAAAUGAGCAAUUAUUUCUCGAUCUUGGACAAAAGAGUUUCAAUUCUUAUACAUGCCCAGAUUGUAAAAUGUCUUAUAAUCAAGGUACAGCAGAAGAUGAAACAUUACAUGCUAAAUAUCAUAAAGCCGCCAUUGGAGGAAUUGCUUAUACGAAUUAUAAGAACCAAAUAUUUUUACAACAAUAUCCCGAAGAUAAUGGUAGUCGUGUUGUAAUGUUGACAUUCAAUCAGUCAAAUCCAUUUGAAAAGAAAAAGAUGAACGAAAAAAAAUUAGAACAAUGUAAAAUAUUCUUGUACAUUACAGGUAAUAAAAAAGUUGUAGGAUGUGCUGUGGCCGAAAUUAUACCACAAGCUUAUAGAGUUAUUGAUGAUGAUGAUAAUGGUAUAACAGAAAAUUCGGAAAGAAUACAAAUUGGAAUGGCUAGUGAUGGUUCAGCAAUAUUUUGUUGUACCAAGCCUGUUCGUGCUGUUUGUGGUAUUAGUCGAAUGUGGGUAUUAAAAAAACUCAGAAGAAGAGGAAUUGCAACGAGACUAUUAAAUAACAUAAGAACACAUUUUUUAUUUGGAUAUACUCUUGAACCCAGUGAUCUUGCUUUCUCGCAACCAACUGGAGAUGGAAAAGCAUUUGCCUCUCAUUACACUAAUUCUCGCGAGUUCCUUGUAUAUGUUGAACAAUAG